GUCUUACCAUCUCUCCAUCACACUCCUCUCCACAUCACCAUCGACCACGUACUGACGACGGCCACCACCUCCACCCUCCGCCGCAAUGUCCUCGUGGGCACCCGAUUCAAGCAUGCGGCCCCCUCCUCCACAACAACACUUGAAUCACCCCGGAGGCUUCGGCCAGCCCCCUCCACAACCAGCAGCGGGCAUGAUGGCCAUCCCCGCCGCCGCUGCCGCCGCCCACGGAGCACAGCACCAGCGGCCACACAGCGUCGCGUUUGUGCCGCCGGGCCACUUGUCGCUGCCGCACAUGCAGCACCACGCGCAAGACCGGGGCAUGUUUGGGCGCGCGUCGGGCAUCGCGCAGACACGGCCUGGCGACAUGCGCUCGCGGCCAAAUCCGUCGAGCAUCAGCACGUCGGACGACGCGAUCGAGGCCCUCGCCCCGCCCGCGCCCUUUGACCCGCUGUAUGCCGAGGCCGUGCUCCUCGCGUACGGGCGCGCGAAACGCGGCCGGUUCAAGGGCCGUAGUGAUGACGAGGUCAACGCCAAGCUCGACGCACUCGAGCAGCGGUUACCGAGAUACUAUGCCGAGUCGUUUGGCAAGGUGCGCAACACGCUCGGCCUGCGCGGCGGCGCGUCAGAGUUGCGCGUCACGCCGUUCAUGAUCCCGCCACCGAGUCAGCCGCCCCAGCAGCAGCAACAGGCGGCGGCGCAACCGGCACCACCAACAGCUGGCCUCUCAACAGCGCCAUCCAUCAGAAUCCCGGACACGACGAGCGGGCCAGCACAGAGCAGCCUGCAGGUGCCGGCAGGGCCUGACAACUUUCGACCGUCGUCAGCGCCGACGCGCACAGGCUCGUGGCCGAGGCGCCAUGGCAACAUCCUGCCCGUGUCGCCGCCCAUCCCCGAGGCUGCAGCAGCAGGAACAUCGACAGCAACAACCGCCCCAGCCCCCGGCCCAUCACACCCGGUGCCACCAGCACAAGUCGAGUCGCCGCCCGUGCCCGCCCCGCCUGCAGCCACGCGCCCUCGCGUCCGCCGCAGGUCAACUGACAUCGUCACUGACUUGCCACCCGCGUACGCGAUGGUCGACCCAAGUGGGGAGGGACGGCCGACGAGACCGGCUUCGAUAACUUCUGCGCCCGUGGCAAUCCCUGGACGGUCAGGAUCGAGCGAUGCGCGCGCAACGUCGCCGUCGAACCAGCACCGCCUGUCCGUCACGCAGCUCGCGUCGUCGCCACCAGGGGUCGCGACGUCACCGACGGCGGGGCGGCAUAGCGUCGGGACGCUAGAGUCUGCUGCCAUGGCGUCUGCACGUGCCGAGCUCGAGUCGCUUGCGUUGCUUGAAGCGUCGCGCAGGAGGGAGCAGGAGGCUGCACGUCGCGAAGCGGAGCUCGCUCGGCGAGAAGAGGAGCGUGCAGCGGAGGAUGCGCGGCGCGAGGCGGAGCGUGUGCAGCAGGAGGAGCAGCGCCGGGCCGAAACUGCGCGUCGUGAAGCCGAGCUGGCUCGCAGGGAGGAGGAGCGGGCGACGCAAGAGGCGAUUCGGGAAGCCGAGCUCAUGCGGCGAGAGGACGAACUGCGCAAGCGUGAAGAGCGCGCCGCCGAGCUCGCACGCCGCGAGGAGGAGUUGCGACGCCGCGAAGAGCGUGCGGAGGAGCGCGAGGUCCACCUCAAGAUGAUCGCCGAGGAGGCCAGUCGGGAGCGGUACGAGCGUGAGCAGGAACGUGAGCGUGAACGCGAACGAGAACGAGAGCGCGAGGCGACGUCGUCACCGCCCGCCGUCGCGUCGUCGAGCUCAGGAUUGCGUCGGAUAACGACGAGCCCCGAACCCCCGACACCAAGCAGACAGACAACGGCGCCGGCGGCACCAUGGGAUCACGGUUCGCGCCAGUCAUCCACUUCGACAUGGAGCAGACGCACGUCCGAGCCCGUCUCGCCGACGGUGUACGUCUCUGCGCCGGAGACGAUGGUACCCCCGCCGCCUCCUCCCAGGCCGGCGCCUUCGGCACUCGACCUCCCCGACACGCUGCAGCCCCGCAUGAACUCGAGCUACAUGCGCCCUGUGCUGCCUGCGAGACCGGUAGUGGCGAACGGUGCGUCGCCACCGCCAAUCCCUGCACGGCCAGUGACGCACUACGUCGCUGAGCCCUCACCGCCCAUCAUGACCAUGCCGGUGCCGAUGCCGCAUGUCUCGCCGCUGCCGUCGACAAUGCCGACGCCGCAUCCGUAUGUGUCCCCCACGCUGCAACACGCGACUCUGCCGGCGAUGGUCUCACCGCCUCUCGCACCUCCAAUGUCACCCACAUUGCAACACGGGACCAUGCCCUCGAUCGUGUCGCCGCCGCUUCCGCCACGACCGACGACUCACCCCGCCAUCAAUAUCCCCCAGCCGUCCGUCUCGCCGUCGCCGACACUACCCCCGCCGCCGUCGCACCCCGACACGAGACCACUCCCGCAGCCAGCGACGCUCGGCCCUGUGCUCCCACCGCCUAGCCAUCCCGGCCGCGCGCCAGCCAGCCCUAUCCGCAACGCACCCCCGCUGCCGCCGCCUAGAUCGCCCAAUCUCCCAGCGACGACAACAAGAGGGUUCGAGCCGCCGACCCCUGGGCCCAAUGUCCCCGGGUCGUGGAUCGAUGGCCCGCCGCUCGAGCAGGUGCCGACGAGACCGCUCGAGGUGCAGGCUAGACCCCUACCCCCUCCGCCGCCUUCUCCUGGCGGAGCCGGUCCCGCCUCGGUGCCGUUGCUGCCGCCCAACCUCGGCCUCGGGAGCAAGGGCAAGGCGCGCGAGGCUGCGUUUCUGAAAGCGCUGUCAAAGUAGUAGGCCAGCCAGCCCAUGGGCAUGUAGUACGUAUCUAGACGUUAUCAUGUUGUAGGAUGAAGUGAUUGCAUGCAUCAGCGUCGAC
Messenger RNA from Vanrija pseudolonga, 2888 nucleotides. RefSeq names its product Reticulocyte-binding protein 2 a. The record is from RefSeq and is a predicted model, not a curated record. The coding region runs from base 86 to 2803 and encodes 905 amino acids. Gene Ontology annotation, cellular component: microtubule cytoskeleton. The transcript has 3 exons. NCBI's taxonomy places the organism in Eukaryota, Fungi, Basidiomycota, Tremellomycetes, Trichosporonales, Trichosporonaceae. Gene Ontology annotation, biological process: microtubule cytoskeleton organization.